AUGUACCUGUUGCACAGGUUCCCGGCCGACCCGGAUUUGAAACGACAGUGGUUAAGCGCCGUUAAUCGCAAAGAUUUCGUACCUUCACCAUCUUCGCGCGUGUGCUCCGAGCACUUCGUGGACGGCCGGAAAACAGACCAGAACCCCGUGCCAAUGCUGUCUCUGGGUUACGAUAGAAAGGUACUAAAAGGUCGUCGGCGUAUCGUAAAGCAUACACAUGGAACGCCGAAGAGGAUGAGAACGAAUGAGAGCCAACCGGGGCUACUGUCAACGAGCCCAAGUUCCGCGCAAAGCAUGCAAGAGGAGAUGUUGAGGAAUGAGCCUCGUAAAAGUGCCACUAAGGAACAAUGCAACACAGAGGAAGUUGCAGUGUCACAAUUCCUCAGUGCUGCUGCAUUGCUUGAGGACAGUGACAUUUGCUUUGAGAGUAGUAGCAUAGGGCUUCAUUCACCAUUGUCAUCAGCACACAUUCUUGUGACGGGCUCCCAAGAUGCCGAACGUGCACAACCGCAACGAAUGGAUGCAGCAACCCAGACAUCUGCCAGAGGCGGGCUUGCUGUUGAGGAAAGAGUGUAUGCCGGUACCCAGACAACUGCCACCAGCACGGUAGCAGGACAAACACAUGACCAGGGAACCACACUCUCUGCUGAUGACAUUAAUUUCUACACAGGGGUGUCACAGCCAGUGUUUAGUCAGAUGGUAGAAAUAGUAACAUUGCUUGCACAGAAGCUAAGCUUUCUGCCACGCGAAGACCAGCUCUUGCUGUGCCUUAUGAGACUGCGUCUGGGGCUCCUCUACGGACAUCUUGCAAGAAUUUUUCGUGUGUCCGUUUCAAGUGUGGGGAACCACUUUAUUUAUAUACUUGGAAUUCUCUCUGAAAUCAUGAAGCAAGUUGUUACCUGGCUACCACGAAGCUACAUUCGCAAUACCAUGCCCGACUCAUUCGUUCAGAAUGGAUAUUCCUGCACCACAUGCAUUCUUGACUGUACGGAAGUUGUGCUACAACGCCCGAGGAAGCUCAUGCCUAGAGCACAGACCUACAGUAACUACAAAGCUAACAAUACAGUGAAGUUUCUGAUGGCAAUUGCCCCGAAUGGCUUCAUAAUGUUUGUUUCCAAAGCUUAUGGCGGGCGUGCAUCCGAUAAACUUAUCACGAAAGAUUGUGGCAUCUGUGACCUUUUCAUGCCUGGGGAUGAAAUCAUGGCAGAUAGAGGCUUCACUCUGGACCACGAACUGCAAGUGCAGGGGAUUCGACUUAACACCCCAGCGUUCACAAGAGGGAAGUCUCAAUUAACAGAGGCAGAAGUGACCCAGACAAGACGGAUAGCCGCUGUACGGAUCCACGUUGAAAGAGCGAUCAACAGGAUAAAGACCUAUCGCAUAUUGAAACAGGCCUUACCCAUUGCAUCUAAGAAGGUUAUCAGUAACAUAAUUUUUGUAUGUGCUGGGCUCUGUAACUUAAAGCCACCCCUGAUCAGGGAAGCUCACAGGACAGCAUAG
This is a messenger RNA of Ornithodoros turicata, 1500 nucleotides long. RefSeq lists its product as uncharacterized. NCBI's taxonomy places the organism in Eukaryota, Metazoa, Arthropoda, Arachnida, Ixodida, Argasidae. Bases 1 to 1500 code for a protein of 499 amino acids. The record is from RefSeq and is a predicted model, not a curated record. The transcript is spliced from 8 exons.